AUGGCUGUUAUCAACUACUUGAAGAGCUACAUUAGCGCCCAGACUCGUCUAGCUGGUACUCACCCACGGGUGAUAAGUGAUAAAAUAAAGAACAGGUACAAGCACAGUCAUCGUACUUUUCACGAGUCUCCUGAGCAGAAGGCCAAGAAAAACAGCAAGGGGAGAGCAAACAGUCGUACUCUUCAGUCGACAUACAUGGACAACUGGGUAGCCAUUGAUGCUGCAAUGAGAUAUAAGACUGGAAACUCUGUUGAGAAGGCCUAUCUCAAACUCUUUCAGAAGGAUGCCAUGUCUGAUGGUGAGUCAGAUAUUGAGAUUGUGGACAAUCUUCCACGACGGUGUUUGCAUGUGGCUUGCCCCACUUGGAGAAGUGAAGAAUUCAACAGAUUGUUGACAAUGGUUGAUGACAUUGAUCGUACCCAUCACGUGUCAAAUGCGGGCAUGGGAACAAAGCCAAGAAUGAACAGAUAUCCAGCAACAUUGUUGCCUUGCUCUGUUCCUGCCACCCUGUCCCAGUCAUUGCCUCGUUAG
Phycomyces blakesleeanus NRRL 1555(-) is the source of this 531-nucleotide messenger RNA. RefSeq lists its product as hypothetical. Lineage: Eukaryota; Fungi; Mucoromycota; Mucoromycetes; Mucorales; Phycomycetaceae. The transcript has 3 exons. Bases 1 to 531 code for a protein of 176 amino acids. The record is from RefSeq and is a predicted model, not a curated record.